AGUGGACUGCACCAACGCUAGUCGAGUUGUUUUGGAGAUUAAAUACUGUUAGGCUGCGGUUGUUAACAAAGCUGUAUGCGCAGUUUUGGCUAUCGUCGUGGGUUUGUGUGGAUUCAAAUAAUUUACAGCUUUUUUUAAACCUUUUGAUAGCGUCGUCAUCUAUCACCCUGUCCAGGAUGCCCAAGGAUUCAGAUGAGUCUAGGAAGGGGGAAAAGGAUUCAAAAGAGGAGAUGACAGAGGAAACAUCAGAGAUGGUGAGGAGGAGAGUACGAGUAGAAACUCCUAGCCCACACAGAGGAGCUACUGCUCAAGCCAGUCCUCCUAGGUUUGUCUCCAUUGAGGAGCUCAUGGAAACAGCAAAAGGGGUCACUAACAUGGCAUUGGCUCAUGAGAUUGUUGUGAACCAGGUUUUCCAAGUGAAGCCCACAGAACUUCCAGAAGAAAGUUUAGAACGCAGAGUCAAGGAGAUUAUGCGCAAGGCAUUCUGGGAUUGUUUGGAAUCACAGCUAAAUCAGGAUCCACCUUCAUAUGACCAUGCUAUUAAAUUACUGUCUGAGAUUAAAGAGACUCUCUUGACUUUAUUGCUGCCUGGUCAUGGUCGUCUGCGCUCUCGCAUCGACGAAGUUCUGGACCUUCCCCUGAUCCAGCAGCAGGCUGAGAAAGGAGCACUUGACAUUGGACAACUGUCCCAGUUCAUUGUUGGAAUGAUGGGUUCUCUGUGCGCUCCUUGUAGAGAUGAAGAUAUCAAUAAGCUAAAGGAGAUCACAGAUAUAGUGCCUCUGUUAAAAUCGAUAUUCACUGUGUUGGACCUCAUGAAGAUGGACAUGGCUAACUUCGCUGUAAGCAGCAUCAGACCUCAUCUGAUGCAGCAGUCAGUGGAGUAUGAAAGGACUAAGUUCCAGGAGUUUCUUGAAAAACAACCCAAUGCCUUAGAUUACACUGAGAAGUGGUUAAAGGACACAGUUAAUGCUAUGAGAGAGUCAGAAGUGUGUUGUGCCUCAUCUGAUCCGCCAUCUCUUCUUCCACUGCAUAUUCAUAAUCAGGCCUAUCUACGGCUACUCAGAUGGGACCAUUCUGCAGAACCUUUCCCAGAGACCGUAUUAAUGGAUCAGAUGAGGUUCCUGGAGAUGCAACAAGACAUGGAGCGCCUUGUUUUGAUCUCCUCUAUCCUACUCAUUGUAUACACUACAACAGGAGAAGCCAUAUCUGGCUUACCUGGACUAAUGGAGAAGCUAAAAAGCACUGUUAAUGUCAUUCUAACUGACAUGCACUCACCGGCUUUUUCUGCACAGGAAGCCUUAGCCUCCAUUGGGGAAAAAAUGUGUGUUGAGCUUAAUGACUGUUUGGGUCAGCAUGGCUAUUCCCCAUUCUCAGCUGACAGAAAGGGAACUUUAAAGGGACAGAUUAGUGCCGCAGUCUUACCAGACAAUGCAGUUCGAAAGCUCAUAGAAUCUCGAGUUCAAAGUUAUCUUCUUGCUUCUCUGGAGUCCACUCUACACCAGACCCAACCUGCACUUCCUGGUGGUUUGGCCCCGAUGAGCAGAGAGCUAAAGGAGCUUGCAGUUCGAUUUAGUCGCCUCGUCAACUUUAACAAGCUAGUGUUCUCUCCAUUUUACCAAAGGAUUAUUCAGAAAAUCCUGAUGCCCAGUGAAUUAACCAGCAUAGAUGUUUAAAUAAAGUGUAGCAUCAAGAAAGGUUGUGCUCAAGUAAGUUAGUGUGUUUCUGGUAAGUUGGAAAAAACGCAAACAAGAUGCGACUUACAGUUUCAUAGUCAUAUACAUAUUCAAGUUUUGGCUUGAAUAUAGAUUCUUAAAGCAAACACAGCUUACUGGCCUCUUUAACUAUUGUAUCAAGUAUUAAGUGACAAAGCAAUAACAUGGGUCAGUGGUUCCCAAACUUUUUGCAGUUGCUGUUAUGCCCCCAGGCCUUCAACUCUUUCUCCCUGUUGUAUCUGUCUCUUAUGUUUUGUGUGUGGUUGAAUUCUGUCUCUGGCCAAAAAAUGUGUCUCACCUGCAGCCACCUCACCUAUUUAACCUCCUAGGACCUGAACUCUUCUCCUUGACCCGAAGGCGCAGGGAUGCAACCCUCUCGUUCACCGGGGUGAACUCCGACAUGUGGCGGCUGAGCUGUGGGGCAACAAGCAAGCCCCCACAAGCUUGCCACCUCUCCCCAUGGGCUAUGCCAAAGAAAUGGAGAGUCCAGCCCCUCUAAGGGAGUUAGAUUCCAGAACCUAAGCUGGGGUAGAGCCGCUGCUCCUCCACGUCAAGAGGAACCAGCUGAGGUGGCAUCUGUUCAGGAUGCCUCCUGGACGCCUCCCUAGGGAGGUUUCCGGGCAUGUCCCACCGGAGGAGGCCCUGGGGAAGACCCAGGACACGCUGGAGAGACUAUGUCUUUCGGCUGGCCUGGGAAUGUCUUGGGGUCCCACCGGAGGAGCUGGAGGACCUGUCUGGGGUGAAGGAAGUCUGGGAGUGCCUGAUUUGACUGCUGCCCUCAUGACCCGCCCCAAAGAAUUAUCUUUUUACAUUAUGAGAAAAAUCAUGUUCACAUAUGAGGACAUUUGUUCUACGUUUUAAUCAUUUUGAUUGAAACAAUAAAGUCACAUUUGAAUAAUCAUUUGCAAAAACUAUUAAGUGCCUGACACAGCAACAUUUUUCCUGAGUGUAAAAACAAAAUGAGAAACAACACUUGUGUCUCUUGGAACAAUGUGGCUUGUUUGAAGUGCUGCUGACAGGAGCAGGAAGACAUAUGCCUUUAACAAAGUCCAUCUUGAAUCUAAACUAUAAUAACAUGAACGCCCUUCGAGACAACUGUUGUUGUGAUUUUGGGCGUUACAAAAAUAAAAUGAAUUGAAUUGAAAAUAUUAUACUCUUCUGUCACCACUAAAUGGGAGUAUAAUGACCUCAUAUGUGGACCCUGUAGAGAACUAGACAACCCAAAAUGUGUUGUCCACAUAUGUGAACACCAGGUCCUA
This is a messenger RNA of Periophthalmus magnuspinnatus, 2971 nucleotides long. RefSeq names its product t-complex 11, testis-specific-like 1 (gene tcp11l1). The record is from RefSeq and is a predicted model, not a curated record. The coding region runs from base 177 to 1673 and encodes 498 amino acids. Lineage: Eukaryota; Metazoa; Chordata; Actinopteri; Gobiiformes; Gobiidae. Gene Ontology annotation, biological process: signal transduction. The transcript has 10 exons.